UCCAGGCAACAGUAAAUCAAAAAAGUUCGAAUAAAUCUAUAUUUCAUACAAAUUAACCCUAGAUGAGGUGAUAUAAUUUUAAAAGUGAUUGCAGGUGUUUAAGAAAUUAUUAAAAAUGACUUAUACAGAAUUGAAAAUAAUCUCAGUGUAUUUUGUGCUGUCAACAUUAAAUUUAUUUUUAACAGUAGAAACAUACUCCAGUGAAUUAAUACAAUUUCCAAAUAAUUCUUUUUGCAAUAAGAGUGAUUACUUUUCAGUCAACAAUUUGAAAUGUGUGCACUGUGGUUCCACCAAGAAUUUAGUUCCGGCUACAAACAAAUUAGCUUGUGUAUGCAACAGCUUGAGCUAUCAAGUGAAAUGGGGCAAAGAAGAUUAUCCUAACUGUAUCCCAUGUGGAGCUGAUAAAGUAGCAACAAAAGAUGGGAGAUUUUGCAUAUCUUGUUCCAGUGAAACUUUAAACUCAACAAUAAAAAAUGCAUUAAACGCCUCAGGCUGUGCCAACUGUUCUUCUGAUGAGAUUUUAGUUGAGCGAGACACUAACGGCACUUUGCUGCCGCAGCAGAGAUGUGUCAGAUGUGUUCAGGGUACCCGACCGUCAGCUGACGGAACUGUUUGUACACCUUGCUUCACAUUAAACAUCAGCGGUAAUGGCUCAUGCAGCUGUCCGUCAGGCACUCAUGAACAGCUGAGUCGGGAUGUGUGUGUACCUCACAGUGAGUUGACCAACUGGCCGGACGACUCUGCGACUUACACCAUCGACUAUCCGCUCUCCGGCAAGUCAGUCCAGUCUGCUCAUCUCAAAACUCAUCUGCGAAGGGACAUUUACCUUUGCAAGAGCCAGAGACGCAGCUCUGCAUGCCAGUCUGUAGCCAACAUGUGUGUGUUGACUCACUACAGGGACGGUCCUGUUUGUAGUCUGUUCAGAGACUUCAAACACAUCCCCAGCUCAGACAAAGAGCCUUACCCUUGGCUGUACUAUGGGGAUGGCGACGCCCCUACUGUGCUGAACAGACGCAAAAUAUCCACCAGAUAUAGUCUCCAUCCGUAUUCUGAGUUGAGUCUCAUCAACCUAACAGCUGUCAAGUGGCAGGUAAACGGCAGCUAUGGAGGAGUCGUCCGUUUUGUUGGGUCCAGUCUACAACUGUGUCCCGGGGACUGGGUCAGUCAGGAUGCAGCUCUCAGAUUUGGAUCGAGAUAUGCUCAACAAUGCAGCCUACGACCAAGCCAGCUGAUGUCAUCUCAAUUGCGAAAUCAGCUGAUUGACCUUUAUUUACAAUUUGAUUCGUAUUUAUAUGCUUUGCCUGUGUUGGAUACAAGCUUUCAGCAAGGCAACAGAUUUCCUAAUAAGGAGUCAGACAUGGGACAGUGGCAGUUGACUCGUAGAUUCUUCCUGAUAGAUUCUGUGUCCGGCGUACCUGUUAAUGGAAACAAGGUGGAAGUUAUUCAAUACCUCAAAUCAGCCACUUUGCGGGUGCGAGCCCAGCAUGGAGAGGACCAGGGGAAGAUCUAUCCUCCAGUGUUAACGUUGAGUUACAGUGGAAUAACUGCACAACACAUACAGUCUGAUACACCUGUACAGAUCAGCUUCUAUGUAGACUUCUACAAGGACAGUAGAGUCACUUAUACAAUUGAUAUAUGGCUAGGUGUGUUGUGCGGACUGGCUGUGGUGUGGUCAGCACUACAGACAUGGAGCUACUCCAAGCGUUCUGCUCACCUGGUGAUAGACCUUCUUACUCUGUGUCACCUGUGUAUCAUCUGUGCCGGUCACUUGGCCAAUGUGUUCUUUGCUGUGGUCAGUUUGGCAGCUGUACACAACUUUGUCUACUACAAGGGCCAGGCUGUUGCUCAAGUAUUGCUGCCCUCUACAGCCCUGGACAGCUAUGUCUACACAUACGUUAUUGUAGCGUAUUCACUGAAGCUGGUAGAGGUGGGUCACAUGGUGUGGCAGCAGACGACAGUAGACAUCUUCCUCAUAGACUGGGAGAGACCAAGAGCCACCAGUAACAAACAGAGUCAGCCUGUGUCUAUCUGGCGGACGUACUUUGUGGCUAACGAGUGGAACGAGAUACAGAGCUCUCGGAAAACCAGCCUCACUGUACAACUGGUCUCAGUGGUGCUGCUUAUAAAGGUGUUUGGGAUGGAAAACUGGUCUAUAUCAGACCCGGAUAUAAACAGUGUUGCCACACCUGAGAUGAAGUACAGGCCUGCCAACUUUACGUUUCAGUUUGCUGUGGCUUUUCUCGUGUUUGUGUUUGUUUACAUUGUUCAGUGGCUGAUGCUGAGUGCAGUCUAUGAACGUUACGUCAAAGAUGGAAUCCAAGAGUUUGUUGAUGUUUGCUCUCUUGCGAACAUAUCUGUUUUCAUUUUGACUCUGGAGAAUUUCGGCUACUACAUACAUGGCAGGUCUGCACAUGGGUUCUCCGACACAGACAUGCAGACGAUAAUGAACCAGCUGAGGAGAGAGGAAGAAGACUUGGUGGGUCACCGUGGUCUGUUGCCUGCCUCUGACCAUCAGACGUUCCAGAUGUACAUUCCUAAUCAGUUGCGGAGUUACUACCACAGACUGAUGCCACCAGCUCCAGUGACAAAGCAGAUUCCCUCAGCUGUGACAUCGGCUCUGCGUCUAAAACUGACUGGAGUGUCGUCUGCAGACUUUGACCGCAGCGUCACUGCGUACCACAACAUGAACAAGUUUCUGGCCGCUUUUCUUGAACAUGCCUUGAGGGAUCUUGACUAUGAAGUGAGAGACAAAUUAUUUGCUGAAGCACUUUUAGAUAUCGAGUUCUCUGAUACCCCUGGAAAAGCAGUGUUUUACAUUGAUAAUGGUCAUUCUUUUGACAAAGUUUUGUUCUACGGAAAUGAAUCGACUCUUUUUUCAAUGGACCUCAUGGGAUUCUGCUUCUUUCAAGUCAUUACUGGAGAUUUUCUCUUGGCAGCAAUCAUAACUGCGCUUUUGGCAAAGGUUCUGAUGGUGAUUAGACACAUAGGAGGGCGAAGGAAUCUCGCUAAGAAAACAUUGAUUGAUGAAAGAUUUCUUAUUUAAGAUUCUAGUUUUAAUGCAGUAAUCAGUAGUUUAGGCUUAAGUGUUUUAACCAUCAAUAUCUAAAAUUGUAAUACAUAUAUGUAAUAUAAAUAUUUUAUUUAUAUGUAAAUUAUUUAUAUUUGUUGAUCACUAUAGAGAACUUAAGUAUGUUGGUGAGUAUUUGGUGAGUCUAAUCGUUGGUGAGUCGGUGGCUCAGUUGAUAGCGUCGCGGACUUUGGGCCCAAGGCAGCAGUGUCGUGGGUUCGGA
Macrosteles quadrilineatus (aster leafhopper) is the source of this 3290-nucleotide messenger RNA. Its product is annotated as meckelin-like. Gene Ontology annotation, cellular component: ciliary transition zone; MKS complex. The record is from RefSeq and is a predicted model, not a curated record. NCBI's taxonomy places the organism in Eukaryota, Metazoa, Arthropoda, Insecta, Hemiptera, Cicadellidae. Gene Ontology annotation, biological process: cilium assembly. The transcript is spliced from 17 exons. The coding region runs from base 116 to 3043 and encodes 975 amino acids.